AUUAUUGGGAACAAGAAAGGGGCUUUCUAUUAACCGCAUAAAGGUUGUUUCAUACUACAAAUUUCAUCAUUCGGUCCAAUCAUCACGAGUCAAUUUGUAAAAAUAUAUAGUCAUGUCGGAACAGCAGGACACCACAUCGGAACACACAUCGAAGCGGGGCAACAACCCCAAGCACAGAGGCGGCUCAAAGAAGAAUAGUAGUACAGCCAACGGCGGUGGGCUCUCGCCUGAGCUUAAACAAAAAUUCCAGACUUUGACAGAGUUUUUCCCUGAUUGGACGUUCCAAGAUUUUGUGACAAUCCAGGAAGAGAUUGCCAACGUCGACAUAACUGAAAUAUCCGAAGGCAUAUUGACAGGGAAAAUCCAAAAAUGGGACCAGGUUGUCAAAAGGGACGAAAAAAAGAAGUCUCAGCAUACUGAAGAGCACCACGACGAGCCAUCGGCUCCUGCUCCUGUGCAGAUAGGAAAAAAGGCUCAUCAACAAAAUAGAUUUGUUGGUUCAAAGCCAAGACCAGUGCAUAAACAGAAAGACUUGACACCAGCCGCAUCUAAAGUGUCAAAACAGCCUGCUCCGUCUGCAACUGCCACCGCUCCAGCUCCUCAAACCGCCUCCUCUCUACCUAACCAAGGCUCUUCGUGGGCCAGUGCGCUAGCCCAGAAGCCUGCGAAGGCUGCAAAGGCGCCUGUGAAGGAAGAAGUGCCAUCUGAGCCCAAGCCCGCCGAAAAGCCUGCGGUGAAGAAAGAGGCCACCAAAGAGCAAACCAAGAAGAAAGAGCAUGUGCCAGCUCCAGCUUCCGAGUCCAAGCCUUUGAGCUGGGCUGCAGCCGUGGCGCCAAAGCCAAAGAUUGCAAAGAGACCGGCUCAGGAGGCCAAGAAGGAAGACACUGCUGUUUCAGCACAGGAGCCUGUGGCCGAAGAAAAACAAGCUUCUCCAGAAAUCGCUAGGGAAACCCCUGCCCUUAAGAACACUAAGAAACCUGUCCAGGCAGCUCCAGUGGUUCUUCCAUCCUCUGCCACCCAGGUGGGUUCGGUGGACGGUAUUUCUUUCGGAUCGAUGACUUUGAACGACAAAGAGGAAAAGGUCACAGAGCAGCAAGCACAGCCAGCACAACCAGCCCAACAGGUCCCACCAGCGCAGCCAGCUCAAACCGCUCAACCUUCCCAGAACCCUCAAAACACACAGUCUGAAUACAGCAAGAACUACAGAAACAACAGUCACUACAACAGCUACCAGCAAGCACAGCAGCAGGCACAGCAGCAGCAAAAGGCGUACGAUCCAUCCAACUACUACGGUGGACUCUCGGAUCUGAACAGCUACUUGCGUUCUCCAGGAGCCAACGGCCAGUCGUACGACCAACAGCAAUACCAGCAAUUAUUCAACCAGCAACAACAGCUCCUGCAGCAACAGCAGGCUCUUGCUAGCGCCAAUCCUGGCGAGAUGAAUCCACAGUCUUCGGUGGCUAACUCCAUGAACCAGCACUCGUCACAGGUCCCAGCCCAGCCUCAAGCACAAGCACAAGCUGCUGCCGCUGCUUCUCCAGUCGCUCCGGGAAUGAGCAACCCUAUGAUGGGAAUGCCAGCCUCCUACUACCCUUAUUUCAACUACUACCUUCCAUUUUACUCUCAACCUAAUCCUGCCGCCAACCAAUUCUAUAUGAACUACCAAGGGCAGCAGUCUCCAUCCCAGGCUGUUCCUCCACAGCAGAAUAGUUUUGGAAACAGCUUCCAGAACAAGGUUUAUGGCCACCAGCAAGCUGCUGCCAAUGGAGGCGAGGAUGAGAGCUCCAAGACUUCAGCAGGAGCACAGGGUGCUCAACAGCAGAUGAAUCCAGCAAUGUUGAUGCAACAGCAGUAUGCCCAGUACCAGCCACCAACCCCAGGAUCGCAAGCAGGUGCUCCGGGCUUGGCUGGUUCUCAGAUUGGUGGUGUGGCAGGUGCUGCUACCGGAGCCGGCGUGUCAAGCACUCAAGCUUACCCAUAUUAUCAAAACCAGUACCAGUAUCCGGGAGCUGGUGACUACGGAAACAACACCAAGGGCUGGUUUUAAUGGUGAAUCAAACUCAUAUUGUUCACUGACUGUGGGUGUAUAUAAAUGGUAAACAGAAUCGGUGUAGAGAUGCAAAAAUUUGCUCUCGGAGCGAUCUGUAAAGACAGGGUAACCACCA
This is a messenger RNA of Ogataea polymorpha, 2165 nucleotides long. RefSeq lists its product as uncharacterized. The transcript has a single exon. NCBI's taxonomy places the organism in Eukaryota, Fungi, Ascomycota, Pichiomycetes, Pichiales, Pichiaceae. The coding region runs from base 113 to 2047 and encodes 644 amino acids. The record is from RefSeq and is a predicted model, not a curated record.